This is a messenger RNA of Linum tenue, 348 nucleotides long. The record is from the annotation of a GenBank genome assembly. Lineage: Eukaryota; Viridiplantae; Streptophyta; Magnoliopsida; Malpighiales; Linaceae.
CCUUCAUUCGUCAGUUUUGACAAGAUCAUAGCCAAGGAAAUCCCUUCAUUCAUAGUGUAUGUAGACGAAAAGGUCCUGGCAUUCCGGGACAUCAGUCCUCAAGCUCUUGUUCAUGUCCUAAUUAUUCCAAAGAUAGGGGAUGGGCUGACAGAGCUUGGCACAGUAAGCUUUCGCCAAAACGCACUCUGCCAACUUCUCUCUAUUCUGCCAAAAAUAGUUGCAGAGAAAAAAGGUAUAGUUGAUGAGUUUCGGGUGGUUAUCGACAGUGGCCCUACUGCCUCGGUCAAUCUGUUUAAUCUCCACCUGCAUGUCCUGGGAGGAAGACAGAUGAAGUGGCCUCCUGGUUAG